UACUGAUAUAUUAGUGAUGGUAUGAAUGGGGGUUUUUGAGUGAAUUAUUUCUCUUUUCUGGAACAUGUUCAACACAAAUCCUUUUCUUUCUGAAACCUGAACUCGGCCAUGUGACUGCAGUGUAGGACAUCAUACCAUGCGCUGCUGCUCCGCGCCGCUAGGUGGCAGUGAUGUAUCGCACGCGCUGCAGUGAAACUAAACACAGAUUCGGUGAGCAGUAGCAGCUGGUCUCGCGAAUUUAGUCUGCAGGCUGCUGGAGCCGCUGGAGAUAAACUGAAGCAUUGUGGCGGUUUCCGGGGCGCUUUUGGUGAUCUGAAACACCGUGUGGAUCAGAGGAUAAACACCAAAAUCCUGCACUGGAAUUCAAUGGCAGCAAGGAGCCGCAACACGGUGUAGGUGAUGAGAGAAGAGCAGCUGCUGCCCUCGCGGCUGGCGGCUCAGUAAGGCCGUGGGCUCAGCAUGGCACAGGGGGCGCAGCAGGUGGACAUUCACGUUCUUCAAGACCUGAAGCACCGUUUUCCCGAGAUCCCAGAGAAGGUCGUGUCCCAGUGCCUUCUGCAGAAUAACAACAACUUGGAGGUGUGCUGCCACCUGCUGGCUCAGGAGAGCAGUCGCUACCUCUACGAGGAGUACCAGAGCGGGGAAGAGGUGCACCUGAGCCGCAACCGCAUGCUGCACAUCAGCAUCGGCGGCUUUCCCCCGCCCAAUGAGAGCGCCAAUGCUAACGCCAACGCCAAUACAGGAUACGGCACUUACUUUAUAUGUGAUCCUGGGCGCUCAGCUAACACGCCCACUCCUCCACCCACUGUGCAGGGCAUUUCACCCACAUAUACUCCUGUACCCCCUCGCUACAUGACCCCCAUCACACUGGCGCUCUCCUCGAGCAUUCCGUCUGCUCCUCAGGCACUCCAGAUUCCUCCUGGUGCCUACGGAAACAGCGGAAACGCCCUGUACAUGCGCCCUUCUCCUUCUCAGAGCCCUCAGCCUUCGCCCUGGGCGUCAUCCAAUGCGCCUGUUUACUCUCCUUCACCGUACAGCACGCCACCGUAUCAGUCGCCCUACAGCUCACCCCAGCAUCAUGCCUUUUUACCCAUAAGCUCUCCUACCCUGCCCAACAUGCAGUACCAGCAGCAUGUCUCCUACAGGCCCUACAUGCCUGCCAAAAGCUCUAUGAAGAACCAGAUCGAGAUGACGCUGGAUGCCCGACAGCGCAGUAACUCCCCCAUACACACUUCUCAGGGGGCGCUCUACAUGCCCAACAGUCCCUCUCCGAGCUCCCCAUCCAGGGCCAUUAGCAUGGCACCACCCCCUGGGACCUCCUUUCACCCAAGCGUUUACCUGGGUGGCGCACGCCCCCGCCCUGCCUCCUCUCCGCAAGCUGGAAGCUCUGCCUUCAUCAAGAUUAAAAUGGGGCCGGGUCAGCAGCAGCUGGGUUCGGGAUCACCGUCACCUCCCGUGGAAACGGAGUCGCUUUUGAACAUCGUGGAUCAGGGCGAGAAACACGGCACUCCCGCCCCCAUCCUGCCCAUCUCUGCCUCGGCCAGUAGUAGCAUCAGCCACAUCAGCCACAUGCCCCGACGUUCCAGCUCCGGAUCUGAUGACUAUGCCUACACACAGGCUCUGUUGCUGCACCAACGUGCAAGGAUGGAACGUCUGCUGAAGGAGCUGCGGGCCGAGAAGCAGAAGGUGGAGCAGCUGAAGGCUGAGGUCAACGACAUGGAGUACGACGCGCUGCAGAGGCGCUUCAGACGCGUCAACAACUCCAGCGCCAUCUCGCUGCCUGAAGAUAUGACCAGAAUCCGGACGCACAACAGACAGCUACAGAUAAACAUCGAUUGCACCUUGAAGGAGACAGACCUGCUGCAGUCUCGAGGCAAGUUCGACCCUAAAGCAAUGAACAACUUUUAUGAUAACAUCCAGCCUGGUCCUGUUGUCCCACCCAAAAAAGAUGGAGCAGUAGCAGCAGCAGCAGCAGCAGCAGCAGGAGUAGUUGGAGUAGUAGGCGGAGGAGUAGUUGGAGCAGGAGAGCCAAGACCGAAGCCACCAGCACCACCGCAGCGUGACGAGGACUUCGAGGGCGCUCAUUGGAACUGCAAGAGCUGCACUUUUCUUAACCACCCGGCUCUAAACCGCUGUGAGCAGUGUGAGAUGCCAAACUACACCUGAAACCCCGCCUCUUUAUCAGCACGGCCCCGCCCACGGCUCAAUCCACAAACCUUACACCUUCAAUCCCUUCAUGCACCUUUAAAGGCCCUGCUGAGGGAGACGUGACCAAAUCUGUGUAUACUAUCAAGCCAGGCACCCACUUGAUCCUUAUGCAGGCCCCAUCCCCAGCCCUCAUCUGUGUACUUGUUUGAAUGACUUUUCUUUCCUACUGACAAGCGAUCAGGCGAGCCUAAGUGAAACAAAUCCAGGGUCUGGUCGGCUCUGGAGCAAAACCAGUUCAGAAGGGUGUGGUUUUAUCUGCAAAAGUGGGAGGGGAAGAGGCAUGGCCCCCUUUCCAGGCUGAAAGAGACAGCCAUGUUUACAUAUAGAAAGGGAAGCUGAGCCGACCAGACGUUGAAGUGGCAUGAGCCAGACUCUGGUUAGUCCUACUGUAGACUCACAUUGUACACUGUAAACGCUCAAGCGGAGGAGGAGGAGAGGUCGAGAACCGGAAAGGAGGAGCUCCUCGCUGAGUAAAGAACACUAAGAGACAAAAGUGCACAUGAAUUCUCUCCUACCUGGUACUUUUAUGCUUUUUAUGCCAUACUGUAUUGUAUUCAAAGGUGUUGAUUUUUUUUUUUUUUUUUUUGUGCGCAAAUGUAUCAUGUUGCUGUACUUAAUAAAGGAGUUGAUUUUAUGUGA
Molecule: messenger RNA, 2847 nt
Organism: Silurus meridionalis
Lineage: Eukaryota; Metazoa; Chordata; Actinopteri; Siluriformes; Siluridae
Gene: tab3
Product: TGF-beta activated kinase 1 (MAP3K7) binding protein 3
Exons: 7
Coding region: 460-2166 (568 amino acids)
Cellular component (GO): extracellular exosome
Molecular function (GO): ubiquitin binding
Source: RefSeq, a predicted model, not a curated record